GACAUCCGUCCGCAAAAAAACUGGAUAAAAUUACAAAGUUCAAAGUACCAUAUUUAUCAAUUUUUAUUAUUAAAAUAAAAUGUUGAAUAUUUUCUCAAGAACUGUGCAUCUUUUUGUAUCAACUUCUGUCAAACAGUCGAGAUGUAUUGCAUCUCUAUCAGCAUUACCUGAUACAUAUCAAAUGUUGUACAAAACAUGCCGUGACUUCGCUGAAGCUGAACUUAAGCCACAAGCAGCUAAAUAUGAUAAAAACCAUGAAUAUCCCGGAGAGGCUAUAAAAAAAAUGGGUGAUCUCGGUCUUAUGGCUAUCGCAACUCCGGAAGAAUUAGGUGGUGCUGGUUUAGAUUAUCUAGCAUAUGCUAUAGCAUUGGAAGAAAUAUCACGUGGUUGUGCAUCAGCUGGAGUCAUCAUGUCUGUGAACAAUUCAUUAUAUCUUGGACCGGUUGUACACUGGGGAACGGAUAAACAAAAACAGGAGUUUGGGACACCAUUUUGUAUGGGAGACAGUGUGGGAUGUUUUGCACUGUCAGAACCAGGAAAUGGAUCAGAUGCUGGGGCAGCUUCAACUGUAGCUAAAGAUAUGGGAGAUAAGUGGAUUUUAAAUGGGACGAAAUGUUGGAUUACAAAUGGAUAUGAAAGUAAAGCAUCUGUUGUAUUUGCUACUACAGAUAAGAGUUUAAAACAUAAAGGAAUUUCAGCAUUCAUUUUGCCUAAACCAAUAAAAGGCUUAGAAUUAGGCAAGAAGGAAGACAAGUUAGGUAUUAGGGGGUCUUCAACAUGUUCUCUAAUAUUUGAAGAUUGUGAGGUGCCUAAAGAUAGUAUUUUAGGGGAGCCAGGAUUUGGUUUUAAAAUUGCAAUGAUGACAUUAGACUCUGGAAGGAUUGGUAUUGCAGCUCAAGCAUUGGGUAUUGCUCAGGCAUCAUUAGAUGUAGCGGUAGAGUAUGCGUCAAAGAGAAUAGCAUUCGGUAAACCUAUAUCAAAGUUACAAGCAAUUCAAACUAAACUAGCGAACAUGGCGUUACAAUUAGAAUCUGCCAGAUUGCUUACGUGGCGUGCGGCUUGGCUUAAAGAUAACAAGCAACCAUUUACUAAAGAGGCUGCCAUGGCUAAGUUGGCAGCUUCAGAGGCUGCAACAUAUCUAUCACAUCAAUGUAUUCAGAUUCUUGGAGGUAUGGGUUAUGUGUCCGACAUGCCAGCAGAAAGACACUACCGAGAUGCAAGAAUAACCGAAAUAUACGAAGGCACUUCAGAGAUUCAAAGACUUGUUAUAGCUGGACAAAUUUUGAAAGAGUAUGGAGUUUAAUAUGAGCAAGAAUUUUUCUUUUUCAAAUAAACUGCCCGAAGAUAUAAAUCUAACAAAACAAAUAUUUUAUAUAUACAUAAGUAGCAUAUAAGUGAAAGUUUUCAGAGAUAUUAUACUGUAUAAAUUAAAAUUUAAGAAAAUGGCCAUUUCUACUGUUUUUUAUAUAAUACUCUAGUAAAUCUCUUUUUU
Molecule: messenger RNA, 1492 nt
Organism: Papilio xuthus (Asian swallowtail)
Lineage: Eukaryota; Metazoa; Arthropoda; Insecta; Lepidoptera; Papilionidae
Gene: Arc42
Product: Activator-recruited cofactor subunit 42
Exons: 5
Coding region: 80-1303 (407 amino acids)
Biological process (GO): butyrate catabolic process; fatty acid beta-oxidation using acyl-CoA dehydrogenase
Cellular component (GO): mitochondrion
Molecular function (GO): flavin adenine dinucleotide binding; short-chain fatty acyl-CoA dehydrogenase activity
Source: RefSeq, a predicted model, not a curated record